UUGUUGAGCCGAUGAGCGCCCUCUGGUGGAAUAUUGAAGGAUUGUUUGUGUGGCAGUUCUGAUGUUUUCCUCUAGUUACGUGAUGUAAGGAAGUACAGGACAAAUAGAAAAUAAUAUGCCUGUGAGUUUGAUGUAAUGACAAAACAUGGUUUCACAUUAUUUUUAUUUUUAUCGGCCGUCGUCAUCGCUACAUUUAAGGACGAACAAGGAUUCUGUGAGAAUGGAAGUUGUAACGAAAGAGAGUUCGAUAAGAGUCACUUUUAUAGCAAUGUGAAACACUGUGGAGAAAUACCACUGGCUUUAUCACAUAAACUACUAGAAGCUCUCCCUCUUGAUGAGGUUGAUGGUAAUUGUAUUCGUACUGUGAAGAGAUGUGUGUUUUCAGAGUCUCAGCCCUCUCCUCUGAAAGAGCCCCUGACACUGGCUGCUGUGGCACAGGAUGUGUUAUAUAUUUUGGAUCUGAAUGAGUCUGUGAUUCAGAAUGAAGAGUUUGUCCGUUGUGUCAGCGGUGGGAAACUGUUUCCUGGCUCUGUUCCACUGGCACACAGAUACGGGGGCCAUCAGUUUGGUUAUUGGGCCGGACAGCUGGGGGAUGGAAGAGCACAUUUGCUGGGUGAAUACACAAACAGAAAAGGUGAAAGAUGGGAACUCCAGUUGAAAGGCUCAGGAAAGACACCAUACUCAAGGGCUGGUGAUGGACGGGCUGUGAUUCGCUCCUCUGUGAGGGAGUUCCUGUGCAGUGAAGCCAUGCACUUUCUGGGAGUUCCUACCAGCAGAGCCCUCAGUCUGGUUGUGAGUGAGGAACCUGUUUGGAGGGAUCCGUUUUAUAAUGGCAGUGUCAUAAAAGAAAGAGGAGCGGUUGUUCUGCGUCUGGCCAAGUCCUGGUUUCGUAUCGGUUCACUGGAGAUAUUAACUAGAACUGGAGAGUUAGAUGUCCUACGGACAUUGUUGGACUUUGUAAUUAAAGAGCAUUUUAAAUCUAUAGCAACAAAUGACCCUGACAAGUAUGUGGUGUUUUUCUCCAGAGUGGUGAAUGAAACCGCACAUUUAAUCGCCCACUGGAUGUCGGUUGGUUUUGCUCAUGGUUAGUUCACUCUGCUUUACUUGUUUAUAGUCUGCAACACAGAUAACUUCAGUCUGCUUUCUAUCACUUUUGAUUAUGGCCCAUUCGGAUUUAUGGAAUCAUAUGAGCCAAAUUUUGUCCCCAACACGUCUGAUGACGAGGGCCGGUACAGUAUAGGAGCUCAGGCUGAUGUUGGCCUGUUCAAUCUACAGAAACUUCUAGAAGCUCUGAGACCACUGCUGACCUCGGAUCAGCUUUCACAAUCUCAGCAAAUAUUGAGAGAAUAUCCACAAAUCUACCAUCAAAGAUUUCAGGAGCUGUUCAAAGCAAAGUUGGGCUUUCUGGGAAAUGAAGAAAAGGAUUCAUAUGUGAUUGCAUUUCUUUUAACGCUGAUGGAGGACACUGGAGCAGACUUCACUAUGACUUUCAGACAGCUGAGUGAAGUGACCCUGUCCCAGCUUCAGAAGGGAUCCAUUGAUCCGUCAUUGUGGGCUCUUUCAGACCUCUCAUCACACAAGCAUUUCAGAGACUGGGUUCAGCUGUAUUUACAGCGUCUGUCAAGGCUAAUAAGUGACUCAGAUGCAGCACGGCAGCACAGAAUGCAAGGAGUAAACCCACGGUAUGUGUUGAGGAACUGGAUGGCUGAAUCUGCUAUCAGAAAAGCAGAGAAAAAUUACUUUUCAGAGGUGGCGCUGUUGCAGAAGACUUUAAUGGAGCCGUUUAUGCAGCAAGAAGAGGCUGAGAGAGCCGGAUAUGCCAGUAAACCUCCAUCCUGGGCUCAGCAGCUGAGGGUCAGCUGUUCCUCCUAACUCAGGGUCGAAUGAAAAAAAAAAUCACAAAUUUCAACAUCAUUUGAACCAAAAAUAUUGUUUAUGACAUUGUAAUCACACUUCCUAAUGGAUGAUUUGAUUGGAGGAUGAUUCAUGUUCGACGUUAUAUAUGUACAUAUAUGCCCGUUAUAUAUGGACAAUGGACAUGGAUGUCUUUUGUAAUAUUGCUGUUUCUGCAUUUCUACAAAAGUGCAAAAAACUUUGCA
Molecule: messenger RNA, 2099 nt
Organism: Rhinichthys klamathensis goyatoka
Lineage: Eukaryota; Metazoa; Chordata; Actinopteri; Cypriniformes; Leuciscidae
Product: protein adenylyltransferase SelO-like
Exons: 19
Source: RefSeq, a predicted model, not a curated record